CUGAGUCACCACUGACAUUCACGUCCGUGAUUAACAUGAUGUUGUGGAUGAUCAUGGCCGUUGUCCUUGCUUGUCAUGGGCAACUUGGAUGCGGAAACAAUGACGCUACUGAGAUACUACCGACCGGGACACCCUGUAUUGCAACUCAAACGUUUCUGGAUGAGUUGCGUAAGAUGCUGAGGACAGAACAGGAUGAGGAGGCUUCAGUUCAAGGUAAAGGUGGUGCUAUCUACACUCGAUGGGGUAGAACUGAGUGCUCACUUAACAACGAGCUUGUGUAUAAAGGAGUAGCUGGUGGUAAUUCUUACGAAACCAAAGCUGGACCUGCCAAUAUCCUGUGUCUACCAGAUAACCCUGAGUAUGGAAACCACACUCCCGGGCUUCAGGCUGGCAGCCUGAUCUAUGGUACGGAAUAUGAAACCGGUACAUAUAAUACCUUCAGUUUCAAACACCUCCAUGACCAUGACGUUCCCUGUGCCGUGUGUAGAAGUAGAACCAAGACAAGCGUCAUCAUGGUGCCUGCCAAGAUGUCCUGCUUCCCUGGAUGGCGUGUCGAGUACACGGGGUACCUGAUGGGUGGCCAUUACAGUCAUGCUGCUAGUGAGUAUCUCUGUGUUGAUGGAGAUGCAGAGAAGGAUCGCAGUGGCCAUGAAAACAAGAAUGGGCAUCUCUUGUAUCUCGUUGAAGGCAUCUGUGGCUCCCUGCCUUGUCCACCAUACAGGAAUGUAUGGGAGUUAACAUGCACUGUUUGCUCUAAGUAAAUAUUUGAUGAUUCACUCUUGAAUUAUUGAAUAAAGCCACCAAGCAUGUGUGCAAAAA
Haliotis rufescens (red abalone) is the source of this 819-nucleotide messenger RNA. RefSeq lists its product as uncharacterized. Lineage: Eukaryota; Metazoa; Mollusca; Gastropoda; Lepetellida; Haliotidae. The record is from RefSeq and is a predicted model, not a curated record. The transcript has 4 exons. Bases 36 to 761 code for a protein of 241 amino acids.